Messenger RNA from Bradysia coprophila, 1872 nucleotides. RefSeq names its product carboxylic ester hydrolase. NCBI's taxonomy places the organism in Eukaryota, Metazoa, Arthropoda, Insecta, Diptera, Sciaridae. The record is from RefSeq and is a predicted model, not a curated record.
GAAGAAAGUUCAGCUCAAAGAUAAAACACACAUCCGAGAAUGAGGUGUAAAUUAAUUCCGCGGUGCUGCAUCAGCACAUUCGUGUAUGUUUUUUCAAUAAUUGUGAUCAGUGUUGAAUCAAAACCGAGUGAUUUGUACGAAGAACCGGUUGUUCUUACGGGAUUGGGUCAUGUGCGGGGUAGUGUGCUACGGUCCCGAUUAGGGGAAUUGUUUUAUGCAUUCCGUGGAAUUAGAUAUGCGAAAUCGCCAGUCGGUGAUCUUCGAUUCAAAGCACCCGAACCUAUUGAACAGUGGGACAAAGUUUUCGAUGCCACACGCGAUGGACCUAUGUGCCCCCAACCAACCGAUGAUUGGACUGAAGUAUCCGAAGACUGUUUACGACUGAACAUUUACACGCAUGAAAUAUCGAAAAAAUCAUCGAACACAACCGUUAAAAAACCGGUAAUCGUUUACAUCCAUCCUGGUGGAUUUUAUGGUGUUUCGGGUCAGAGUAAAAAUUUCGCUGGUCCGCAAAUCUUAAUGGAUCGUGAUAUUGUCUUGGUGACAAUGAACUACCGAUUGGGUUCGCUGGGUCUGUUGAGUUUGGGUACGUCUGAGUAUCCAGGAAAUGCUGCUUUUAAAGAUCAAGUACUGGCGCUGAAAUGGGUGAAAUAUCACAUCAGUCACUUUGGUGGCGAUCCGAAUUUAGUGACUCUGAUGGGUUAUUCUGCUGGAGCCGUAGCUGCAUCUUUGCACAUGGUGUCACCAAUGUCUAAGAGCUUGUUUCAUCGAGCAAUUAUAAUGGGUGGUGCAGCGACAGCUCAAUGGAAGAUACCCAAACAUCAAUUAGAAAUUGCAGAGCGUCAAGCCAAAAUACUAGAUUGUCCUAUUGAUUCCAUGGAUGACAUGAUGGACUGUUUGAAAUCGAGACCGGCACGAGACUUCGGGAACAGUCUGGUCAAUAUGUUCGAAUUUAGCCACGGCAAUCCGAUAUUGAUCUGGUAUCCAGUGAUUGAGAAAGACUUUGGACAGGAACGGUUCCUCAUUGAAAAUCCCACAAAGCUUAUGCGUCAAGGACGAUUCAUGAGAGUGCCAGUCAUUGCUGGCAUUACCGAACAUGAGUUUCUUGGUCCAGCAAUUGCUAUUCUGAAGAGCGACGAAGAUCGUCUGAAAUUCGAUUCGAAUUUUUCGACCUAUGCGCCGAUUUCCUUUUUGUACGAACGAAACACCAAUCGAUCGGAGGAGAUAAGUGCCAAAUUACGGAAGGAGUAUUUGAACGAGGCAUUCUUUGAUGACCAGUCAUCACUCGCUGGCCUAAGUCAUCUUUUCUCCGACGGCGUUGUUGGCUUUGGUGUUCAUCGAUUCGUAAAACUGGCAGCAGCAUUUACACGAGUUUAUUAUUAUCGACACAGUUAUGUCGGACGGUUCAGUCAUGUGUAUUAUCCCGAUAAUAAGCCAUAUGGUGCGGUUCACCAUGAUGACUUGUUGUAUUUGUUUGCGGUCCCAUCUGUAGCGAAAAUGUUCAAAAUAACUGACCCGGAAAAUUUACAUGUUGAAAGAUUCACCCGAAUGUGGGCGUCUUUUGCAUUGAGGGGCGAUCCAAAUCGACUGAACGAUGAAGUGAUCAGAGACAUUCGAUGGAGACAAAUGCUGCCGAACCGGUUCAACUAUUUGGAUAUGGGCGAAGAGUAUCAAAUGAAAGAUAAAAUGUAUGCGGAACGGUAUGCGAUUUGGGAUGGACUGUUUCCGUUGCCCAAUCGUAGACGGAGCAAGGAAAUGGUGAAGUAUAGUCCGUUGAACAGCAAUAAUUUGGUUGGAUAAUAUUUAUAAUAAAUUUAUAGCCGUAAGUUAAUGGGUGAAUUAUUUGCAGCAAUAAAUUACCUUUUCAAUUAA